GCUGGUGGGUCAGCUGACCUGGGGUGUGGUCAUGUGACUAUCCGUGGACCUGAAUCUGCGGAAUCUAAACUCAGUCCGCAGCAACAAUGGGCCGGUUCCAGACUUCCGCGGUGUUGUUUUUCUUCGGGUUUCUCCUCCAUAAAGGACUCCCCAGUCCCGGGUCGGGGACCACAGAGGUGUGGGACUAUGUGGAGGUGCGACCCGGGGCCCACAUGUUCUGGUGGCUCUACUCAGCUGACAGCCCGGAUCUGCCCCUGGUCAUGUGGCUGCAGGGUGGACCAGGAGGAUCAGGAAGUGGAUUUGGAAACUUCGAGGAGAUUGGUCCUUUAAAUAGGGAUCUACAGCCCAGAAACACUAGUUGGGUGCAGGCAGCCAGUGUGUUAUUUGUCGACAACCCCGUGGGCACUGGCUUCAGCUACACUGAAAGACCAGACGGAUUUGCCACAGAUGUGGCCACGGUGGCCUCAGACAUGUUGGUCUUGCUGCAACACUUCUUUACAAAACAGGCAGAGUUUCAGAGUGUCCCCUUCUACAUCUUCUCUGAAUCCUACGGAGGAAAGAUGGCCGCCGUUAUCUCCUUGGAACUCACCAAGGCCAUAACCAAAGGGACGGUCAAAUGUAACUUUGCUGGUGUCGCACUUGGAGACUCAUGGAUUUCCCCACUGGACUCUGUCAUGACCUGGGGUCCUUACCUCUACGUAACUUCUCUGCUGGAUGAUUACGGCCUGGCAGAUGUAACCAAAGCAGCAGAGGCGGUGAAGGAAGCUGUGAACAACAAACAGUUUCUCAAAGCCACUGAGUUAUGGUCUGUGGCCGAGACGGUGGUGGAGCAGAACACCAAUGGAGUCAACUUCUACAACAUCCUCACCCAAGAACCUGAUGAUAAACGGACAAAGUCAUCACCUGAAGGGGACUUUAUCUUUCUGCAGAUACGCCGCCACAUUCAGCGUCUCCACAGUCUGUCACUGAGUGAACUGAUGAACGGGCCAAUCAGAAAGAAGCUGGGCAUCAUCCCACAGAACGUGACUUGGGGAGGUCAGGCUGAGGAGGUGUUCAGUAACAUGGCCGGAGACUUCAUGAGGCCGGUGGUGGACACUGUGGACCAGCUGCUGACCGCUGGCGUCAACGUCACCGUCUAUAACGGACAGCUGGACCUCAUCGUGGACACCAUGGGUCAGGAGCUGUGGGUGAAGCGGCUGAAGUGGGAGGGGCUUCCUUUCUUUAACAAAUUGAGGUGGACAGCCCUGGAUGACCCCGCCUCCCCGGGCGCCACUGGUGCCUUCUACAAGAAUUAUAAGAACUUUGGCUUCUAUUGGAUCCUCAAAGCUGGACACAUGAUCCCCUCGGACCAGGGGCCAAUGGCGUUGCAGAUGCUGAAGAUGAUUACCCAGCAGCAGGUCUGAAGCUCAGCGCUGAUGCUGUCUGGAACGGCUCUGACAAUCACACUCACCACAUCAUCCUUUAUAUUUGAUUCUGCUAAAUCAAACCAAAUCUCGCUUGUUUUCAAUGACAACCUGUGCAAAUUUUAGUUGUAAAGACAAUAAAGGCACUGUUUUUAUAAAUGUC
This is a messenger RNA of Sphaeramia orbicularis (orbiculate cardinalfish), 1566 nucleotides long. It is a transcript of the gene scpep1, whose product is annotated as serine carboxypeptidase 1. Bases 87 to 1403 code for a protein of 438 amino acids. Gene Ontology annotation, biological process: proteolysis. NCBI's taxonomy places the organism in Eukaryota, Metazoa, Chordata, Actinopteri, Kurtiformes, Apogonidae. The transcript has 13 exons. The record is from RefSeq and is a predicted model, not a curated record. Gene Ontology annotation, molecular function: serine-type carboxypeptidase activity.